Owenia fusiformis is the source of this 813-nucleotide messenger RNA. The record is from the annotation of a GenBank genome assembly. Lineage: Eukaryota; Metazoa; Annelida; Polychaeta; Sabellida; Oweniidae.
AUGUUCCCGGUGACACAGAAAGAUGCUAUGAAUAUCAAAGUGACAGUUGAGCUUAAAUUGAAUAAAUCGGUGGAUGUGUCCAUGGACAUGAUCGACUCUGACAAUGUCUUGAUUGGAGAUCCCGUCAAAGUGACUUUUAAGAUAAAGAAUAAUUCGGACAAAGUACGCAAUGUAGACGUCAUGGUUACGGCGAAGGUUGUAGCGUACACCGGCGUGCCGGGUACUCAGGUGAAACAGCUUAAAGACGGUGUGAGUCUUCAACCUGGACAAGAGAGUUACUUAUAUUUGAAUAUCAAUCCAACCGAUUACCUUGAUAAACUGGUCGACAUGGCCAUGAUGAGGAUGCACGCACUGGCACGCGUUGUUGAGACAAACCAGGUAUAUUGUGAAGUCGACGAUUUCCGAUUAAAGAAGCCUGAUAUUAUUAUUACUGCCCCAGAGUCCGUAGUUGUCGGUGAAGAGUUCAUUGUGCGAGCUGAAUUCAAGAAUCCCCUUCAGAAACCACUGACCAGAGGCGAGUUCACAGUUGAAGGACCUGGGCUGCAGAAACCAUUAGAGAUUAUUUGCCGUGAAUCCAUUGCACCCGGAGAGGUUGUCAAGGUUUCAUCCGACAAGUUAACAGCUAAGAAACCUGGUGAAAGAGUAUUGAUCGUUACCUUCGAUUCCCUGGAACUAUCUGACUUGGCGGACGAUGCUGAUAUCCUUGUCAAACCAGCAUAGAUCGGUGAUCGAAAUCAGAUAAUUGGAUCCUGUCAUUCUAAUCACUUCUAUGCUGAAUUCGAUUGGUUUGAAAGAUGACGACAUACACGCACU